AUGCUUGGGUGGGCAUUGAACAAGGCAACGGGGAACGCGUCUUCCAACGCGCCUCCGAUGCCUGGCCCAGACGAUACUUUUGUUGAGCAGCCAGAUACCCCGGCACCCGUCUUCGCAGCGCGAGCGUUCAAGCGCGCCCUCUUCGGCACGCCAGCCCCGACCAAGGAAGCUCCCUCCAAGCAAGAGCCCAAGGCAGACACAACGAAGCUCGAGAAGACCACGUCCAUGCCUGUACUUUCUGAAAGCAACAGAUUCGAGUCCCCUACAAAACCUCAGGGCAUCCUCCUCACACCCGGUACCGGAACGUCACGCAGGAAACGCGUUUCCUUCGGGCGUGACGUUACAGCCAACGCUGGCUUGCUAAACGACGGCGGUGACGGUGGCGCCCACGCACGGCCACGGACAAAGUUGCAAGAAGCCCUUGAGAGGUCGCGCAAGCGGAGAGAUGCCCGCUACUCGGUCGAGGACGAUGCGCGGAAGCUUGACUUUGACCCGGAUACGAAUGAUGACUACUGCUCUGACGAUGCGUGGGAGGAGGUUGACGAGCUCGACCGCGACACAGAUAUCACGGUUGACCUGAACGAGCCGCGGUCGCAGUCCGGUCGGUACUGGAAAGGAGAGUUCCAGAAGUACCACGAGGAGGCGCGGGCGGAAAUGGAGAAGCUUGUUAAGUACAAGCAGCUCGCCAAGUCGUACGCCAAGGCCAAGGACGCGGAGGCUCUCGACCUGAACGAACGUCUCAGGGAGGAGCAGGUAAAGGUCACUGAGAUGGAAAAAAAGCUCACGGAGCUGGCAGGCCAGAUAGGGGCCCAACCGGGCAAGGGUGGAGGCGCUCGAGACGACAGAAAGCUCGCAAAAGACCUGACCCGCCAGACAGCACUUGCUGCGCAGUAUAGGAACCAGGUCGACGAGCUGGAGGCUCUCCUGAAAGACUCUGGAUACGGAGCUGAUGAGAACGGCCGACGGCGUGAAGGCGCGUCAUCACGAACGGGCCGUGAACAAGGGAAAGAGCUAGGCGAGCUGCGACAGGCUUUGCAACAACUUAAAUCAGAUCUGAACGCAGUCGAGCAACGGGAAAAGCAACAUGAGGUUGAGAAGAAGGAGCUUGAGCGAAAGCUGAGCAGGAAGGACACUCAGUAUGACAAGCUCAAGCUUGACUAUGAUGCUCUGAAGGAUAAGAACAAGGCACUCAGAGACGAGAUUGCAGAGCUCAAACGAGGCCCGAGGGCAUCUAAGCUGGGUAACGCUGACCUCCUCAGGGAGGAUCUGCAGUCGUUGUCCGCAGGCCAGGGUGCACCGAGUCCCUGGACGACGAAGCUUGAGAACCUGCAGAGCCAGCUCGACAGUGAGCAAGAGGCACGCCGCCGUGAGAUGGAAGAUGCCAGUGUCACUAUCAACCAGCUGCGAUCAGAGUUCAAGAAGGCAUCAGAGCAGCUCAGAUCGCCCGUCCAACGGAAGUCGAGCGCCGAAUUACGGGCCAAGCCUACCACUAAGGCAGCUUCCAGGGUCGAUGAUGACACCUUCGAUCUGCUACAAAGCCGGCGUCUUGCGUCAACCAAGGGUUCCGAAACUCCUCUUGGCCGCUCCAUUACCCCACGCGGCAGCAAAAGAACGAUGUCUGGGAGGGUUGUCGACAAUGAGUCGUCUUUAAGAGAGCGGGCUACGCCACGUUCUGUACAGCUGGCGAGAAUGGCCAACAAGAAUCGACUGCGUCUUGCUACGGAGCGAGCCCUGGACAGCGAGUCUGAUCCUGAGCUCAAACCGGGCGGUAUGGCAUCGACUCGCGAUGCCCCUCUGAGGUCGGCAAUUUCUUCUGACAGACGAGCUGCUGCUAUUGCCAGGCUUGAGCAGAAGAGGGCUGAGAGGAGAAAGGCUCGCGAGAGGACGACAAUUAUAGGGAAGGAAAACAUGAGACCGUAG
Messenger RNA from Cryphonectria parasitica EP155, 1920 nucleotides. RefSeq lists its product as uncharacterized. The coding region runs from base 1 to 1920 and encodes 639 amino acids. The record is from RefSeq and is a predicted model, not a curated record. The transcript is spliced from 2 exons. Lineage: Eukaryota; Fungi; Ascomycota; Sordariomycetes; Diaporthales; Cryphonectriaceae.